Molecule: messenger RNA, 968 nt
Organism: Diceros bicornis minor
Lineage: Eukaryota; Metazoa; Chordata; Mammalia; Perissodactyla; Rhinocerotidae
Gene: RTP3
Product: receptor transporter protein 3
Exons: 2
Coding region: 99-968 (289 amino acids)
Biological process (GO): detection of chemical stimulus involved in sensory perception of bitter taste; protein insertion into membrane; protein targeting to membrane
Cellular component (GO): cytoplasm
Molecular function (GO): olfactory receptor binding
Source: RefSeq, a predicted model, not a curated record
CUGAGCCCUUGCUCUCUGAAGUGGCAAACCUCAUGUCCUGCUACAGAUCUGUCAGAGCCCUGGAGACCUGACCCACCCGGCUCACCACGGCAGCAGCGAUGGGUCAGAACGUGGAGGUAUGGAAGCAGAUGUUUCAGGAAUUAAUUCAGGAGGUGAAACCAUGGCACAAGUGGACCCUGACACCAGACGGAAGCCUUCUUCCUGGCAUCCUGAAACCGGGGUGGACACAAUAUCAGCAGUGGAACUUUGCCAGAUUCCAGUGCUCCUUGUGCUCCCGCAGUUGGGCCUCCUCCCAAGUUCAGAUCCUCUUCCACAUGCACUGGAGUGAGGGUGGAUGCAGGGGCCGGGUGAAGAUGAGGGUCUUUGCCCAGAGAUGUCAAAAGUGCUCCCAGCCUCCAUUUGAGGUUCCCGAGUUCACGAACGAGAACAUCUCAAGGAUCCUGAGCAACCUGGUGUUCCAAAUUCUGAAGAAGUGCUAUAGAGAAGAAUUUAAGUUGACUGAGGAGAUUCCGGAAACCUCUUGUGAAGGGCCACACGACAGUGGCAACUGCGAGGCAUGUCUGCUAGGCUUCUGUGCUCAGAGUGGGAAAGGCCUGGCCAUGCAGUCACCAGUGUUUCUAGCACUUCCCGCAAUAAGCUCACCUACCCUCAGCAUCACCAUGCACCAGCCUUUUCCCACAAGGAGUGGCACCACUGCAGGUGCAGUGAAGAAAGGAAAGGUCUUACUCAGCCCCUGGUUUUCUGGGCCCACACGGUCUGCUAGCUUCCCCACCUACCGGAGCCCAGGAGAAAACCCCAACUACCAGGAGGAGAGGGAAGUCCAGGACCCCCUCUCAAGUGAUAGGUUCUACUCCUACACAAACCAGACCCCACUGCGCAGGACCUUAGGUCUGUGCUGCUGUUGUCUCAUUCUAAUCAUUAUCAUCAUGAUUGCUGUAACAGUCAGUAUCCGAGUCUCAAAAACAUGA